Messenger RNA from Aphis gossypii (cotton aphid), 1171 nucleotides. RefSeq lists its product as uncharacterized. The record is from RefSeq and is a predicted model, not a curated record. The transcript has 3 exons. Bases 332 to 1171 code for a protein of 279 amino acids. Lineage: Eukaryota; Metazoa; Arthropoda; Insecta; Hemiptera; Aphididae.
UGAGCGCCGCCGUCACACCACCUCCCGCCCCGCCAUAGAUGCCGCAACCGGACACUGCUCAGCCGUUAUCUCGUAGUACACAUUAUCUUUAUACCUAUAUCUAUACAUCUAUAUACGUACAAAAUAUAUGCCCCACCACUAAUCCCCACUACUAGUUAACACCUAACUUCCAGAACUCGAUCAUCCCCCACCAUUCAUAAUAAUAAUAAUAAUAAUAAUAAUAAUAUUAAUAAUAUUAAUGACGAUUAAUUAUUAAGCACUAAUAUUCAGUCAUAGUUUUGUUUUAACAGUGUCAAGUUGUAAAUCUCGGUUUAACUUUAUCAGUAUUAAUAUGGCAGGGCCAAUAAGUGAAAUGAACCGUUUGUAUAAAUAUGUUGCACCUUCAUCGCCGUCCGAACUCAUCGAUUGUAGUAAUUUCACGAUUGACUUUGAAAAUCGCAAGUUUUUAAACAUCGGAUUCGAUCCAAAAGAUAAAUUUAAUAUUGUGCUGCGAAUUAUUACACCGGCACGGUAUGUUAAUAUUUCUCCAGACUUCUUGAAGCGUAUUUAUUCAUUCAUGGGUAAUAUUUUAUCCCACAUUCUCGAUCCUGCUGUGAAAUAUAAAAAAUUCACUUUUUUGGAAUGUGAAUCGGUUUUGAUCACAAGUAUGGUAUAUAAAGGAGAGCAUGUAUUAGUCGUAGAGUCUAAAGAAACAAGCGGAUGUAGAAUUUUAUUGAAUAGAAGAGAUCUUAUGACAAUUCAAGAUUUAGAGUGGAUGAUUUUUGAAACCGUAUCAAGAAAAAUCAAUAUCGUAAGACCUAAUAUUUUAAAUCAACUCGAACAAAUAUCCGAAUACUUUAAAACAGAUUUUAAUAUUGAUAAAUCAGCUACACUCGAUGAAGUUAUAUCAAUAAUCAGAGGAAUUCAUAUUGAAUUAAUCGCGAAACAUAUACAAAAGAACAAACAGAGUUUUUUAACCCAAAUAAUAUUAUUCGCAACUGAACAGCUUGCAAUCAAUUGGAUGACAAAAUCGAGAAAUUCGUUAAAAACAGUUGAUGCACCGGCAGAAUUUAUUUCACCAACCAAGAGAAAUGAGAUGCACGAUGCUGAGGAAUUAAAGUUUUAUUCUGAAACCUUUGAUGUGGAAAUGCUACAACUUCACCACCAAGAUACUCAAGUAUGUCUCCGUUGA